Molecule: messenger RNA, 662 nt
Organism: Sodiomyces alkalinus F11
Lineage: Eukaryota; Fungi; Ascomycota; Sordariomycetes; Glomerellales; Plectosphaerellaceae
Exons: 3
Coding region: 1-399 (132 amino acids)
Source: RefSeq, a predicted model, not a curated record
AUGGCGCAUUGGUCUCUGCCGUCGACGCCAAACCCGAAAGGUCCACCCGCGCUAAAUACCACCGUAUACCACUCUCCCAUCAACCCCUGGGCCUGGCCUGGCCCGCGCACCACCCACCACACGCUACCACCCACCAUCAUUCUUGUGGUUCUCAGCCUUCAAGACUACCCUAGACGCGAACUCCACGGCCACAGCUGCCACUGCGACUGCGACUGCUACCGCGACUGCUACCGCGACUGCUACUGCGACUGCUACUGCGACUACUACUGCGACUGCUACUGCUACUGCGACUGCUACUGCCACGCCUCCCCCCUGCUCCCAUUCCUUUUACUGCUUCCACCGCGUCCUGCGCACGGAACAAGUACCUACCUACCCGUACAUCCUGUUGGGGACGACUAGACUAGGGGAGAGGACCUGCCAACUGGGGUCUCUCGCCUAUCUGGGGCCAGGGGGGUGUAUGGUUACAACUCUCUUGACGGGUAGGGGGUAAAAAACAGUUCCAGGUGCAGGUGGGCGUACCGUGUCGCGCGACUCUGCCCGAGUUCUCUACCCCUUGUCCCUCGUUCCCGAUUGACCCAGCGAGUCGAGAGAGAUUGUCGAAUUGUUCGUGGCUCUCCAUAAAAAAAAAAACUAAUCAAAGCACACCCCCCCCCCCCCCAAAA